This is a messenger RNA of Rhodamnia argentea, 2910 nucleotides long. RefSeq names its product receptor-like protein 7. The record is from RefSeq and is a predicted model, not a curated record. The transcript has a single exon. NCBI's taxonomy places the organism in Eukaryota, Viridiplantae, Streptophyta, Magnoliopsida, Myrtales, Myrtaceae. Bases 1 to 2910 code for a protein of 969 amino acids. Gene Ontology annotation, molecular function: protein binding.
AUGACGCAAUUGCAGUACUUGUCCAUCUUCACCUCGCCUACCCGGCAAAACCAAAACCCAAGAGAAGCGUUGAGCAGUUUAGUAAUCAUGAAACGAACGCCAUUUGAUCUCUUGUUGGUUUUCCUCGCGAUAAUUCCACUCCACUUUGCUUCCUCCGAGACAUUGCCCUCAACGAGGCCAACCAAGUGCCAUGAGCAGGAGCGGUCUGCCUUGUUAGAAUUCAAGCAAUCUCUCUUCCAUCCAGAGGCGGAGAAUUGUCUGUUGUGGGGUUGGUCCGACCCAUCGAAGCUAGAAUCAUGGAAGCUGGAAGAUGGGGAUUGCUGUAGCUGGGAAGGCGUGGAGUGUGAUGAAGGGACGGGCUACGUGACAGGCCUCGACCUCAGCCGAAGCUGUCUCUUCGGUCCUAUCAACUCAAACACCAGCCUCUUCCGGCUCACUCACUUGCAAAGCCUCAACCUCGCCAUCAACAACUUCGAUAACUCUCAAAUACCAUCCGCCAUAGGUGAUCUUGUGGAGUUGACGAGCCUGGACCUCUCUUUCACCAGCUUCGCAGGUCAAAUCCCGUCACAAGUCCUAAAGUUGACUGACUUGUCCUUCCUCGAUCUCUCAUCGAACAGAGGACUGGAGCUGAGGAAUCCCAGCAUGGAGACCGUGGUUCAGAGCUUAACCAAAUUGGAACACCUCGAUCUUAGCUCAGUGAAUGUGUCGGCCCUGAUUCCUGAUUCUGUCGCAAAUUUAUCUUUCUUGACAUCGCUAGUACUCCCAGGCUGCGACUUGCGAGGGACAUUCCCAGCAGCCAUCUUCGAACUGCCAAGGCUGCAACUUCUUGAUUUGGGUUACAAUCCAGAGUUGUCAGGUCAUUUGCCAGAGUUCCACUUGCACAGUCCCAUCAAGUCGUUGUUUCUUGGGCGGACCAAUUGUUCAGGGAACAUUCCAUCUUCUAUAGGUAACCUGACUCAACUUACCACGUUACACUUUAGAGAUAACAAACUCUCAGGUGAAAUCCCAUCUUCCCUUGGGAAGCUCAUUCAACUGUCCUCUUUGGAUCUUAGCAUGAAUCAGCUCUCUGGUGAAAUUCCUGCUUCCUUGAUCAACCUCACCAACCUCGCUUUUUUAAACCUCCAGGACAAUCAAUUAACAGGUCAUAUUCCAGCUGAGAUCACUGGCCUCACCCGGUUGACUUAUCUCGACCUAUCCUUCAACAGAUUAAUCGGCUCAAUUCCAGAAGACAUCUCUAACCUCGAGAAUCUUACUGUCCUGAACUUGCAAUCAAACAAACUGAAUGGCACUUUGCGGCUGGAUGUGGUACUCAAACUUCAAUAUUUAACGAGAUUGCUACUCUCAUUCAAUAAGUUCUCGUCGAUUAUUGAACCUGACGUGCACGCUGGCCUUUCAAACCUGUCCAUUGUUGGCUUGGCUUCUAGCAACUUGAGUGAGUUCCCCAUCUUCCUAGCAUACCAAAGUAGGUUGCAAGGGUUGGACCUAUCCCAAAAUAGCAUUUAUGGGCCGACACCUCCAUGGUUUUUAAACGUGAGUAUGGCACAAUUGGUGUUUUUGAAUCUUUCCGGAAACUUCAUUACCAGUUUCGCAGCUUUUAGAUGGCCAAAUCUUUUGGCAUUGGACCUCAGGUACAACAAUCUACAAGGAUUACUUCCAAUUCCUCCGAAGGCCAUUCAGGGCUAUUUUGUCUCAAAUAACAAUCUAUCUGGAGAAAUUUCACCGGGAAUGUGUGAGCUAAGCUCUAUUAUGAUCCUUGAUUUGUCCAAGAACAAGUUGAUUGGUGAUAUUCCGCCAUGCCUGAGCAAUUUGAGCGAGACCCUUCAAGUCUUGAGUUUGCAUGGCAAUGGUUUACAUGGAAGAUUUCCUGAAUUGAAGGACGUAUGUGCUUUGAAUAUGAUAGAUUUGAGUGAUAACCAACUACAAGGGUCGCUGCCAAAGGGAUUAGCUAACUGUACCAAUCUGGAGUUUCUCAAUUUCGGAAAUAAUCAUAUCAUCGACACCUUUCCUUCAUGGAUGGGCUCACUUUCCAAUUUGAAGGUGCUUAUUUUGCAUUCCAAUAGAUUUCAUGGAGCCAUAGGGGAACCCAAAGCUCGUGACCAGUUUCCUAACCUACGAAUUGUUGAUCUAUCGAUGAACAACUUCUCGAGUUGCCUUCCAUCUGAAUACUUUAAUAUCUGGAGUGCCAUGAAAGUCCACUAUGCAGAUGAUGAAAACUACUAUGGGAAUUAUCUGCCCUUUUACUUCCUGUAUCUGAAUGAGGGAAAGUACGACUACUCAAUGACAAUAAUGAACAGAGGCAUUGCAACGGAGUACGAAAGGGUAUUGUCAUACCUCACCGUGAUUGAUCUUUCGAGCAACGGCUUUAUCGGGGAAAUCCCGAAUUCUGUUGGAAGUUUAGCUGAACUUCAUCUGCUCAAUCUCUCCAACAACGCUCUUACCGGCUCCAUCCCUUUGUCCCUAGCGAAUUUGACCGAGCUAGAAUCUCUUGACCUUUCAAGCAAUAAUCUCUCGGGAAUGAUCCCUCCAGCACUAACCCAACUCAAUUUCCUUGCUUUCUUCAAUGUGUCGGACAACCAUCUUUCCGGGCCCAUACCUCAGGCGAAUCAGUUCGCUACAUUCGAGAAUGACUCUUAUGGAGGGAACUUAGGACUGUGCGGAGUUCCUCUGACAAAGAAAUGCGGGAAUCCUGCUGAAGCACCCCCGGCACCACCAUCUGGUGCAUUUGCCAAAGAGGACUUGGGGACGUGGUUCGAAGGACUUGACUGGAAAAUCGUCCUGAUGGGUUUGGGAAGCGGGCUGGUCGUCGGAGUGCUUGUGGGGCUAAACACGACUUCCGGAAUUGAGCGUUGGUUCCUGAGGCUCUAUAGAGGAGAGCCACGAAGACAGAUGCACCAAGUAAGGUUUGCGUGA